This is a messenger RNA of Budorcas taxicolor (takin), 4723 nucleotides long. It is a transcript of the gene ARHGEF37, whose product is annotated as Rho guanine nucleotide exchange factor 37. The record is from RefSeq and is a predicted model, not a curated record. Gene Ontology annotation, cellular component: cytoplasm. Gene Ontology annotation, molecular function: guanyl-nucleotide exchange factor activity; protein binding. The coding region runs from base 1 to 2028 and encodes 675 amino acids. The transcript is spliced from 12 exons. NCBI's taxonomy places the organism in Eukaryota, Metazoa, Chordata, Mammalia, Artiodactyla, Bovidae.
AUGACGAGUCAUGGGGACGAUGCGCUGUCCUCUAGAACUGGUGCUCCAGGUGGGGAUGACCGACUCUCUGAGGACAGAUCCCUGCUCCAGCAGAGGCUGGCCGUCAGGGAGCUCCUCGACACCGAGGUCUCCUACUUGCACGUGCUCCAGCUCUGUGCCUCUGACAUUAGGAGCCGCCUGCAGCAGCUGCCACAGGGAGAUCUGGAUGUCCUGUUCUCAAACAUUGAUGACAUCAUCAAGGUGAACAGCAGACUGCUUCAUGAUCUGCAGGAGACAGCCUCCAGGGAAGAGGAACAAGUGCAGCUGAUCGGUAACGCAUUCCUGGAAUUUCAAGAGGAGUUGGAGCAAGUCUAUAAGGUGUACUGUGCCAGCUACGAACAGGCCUUGCUGCUGGUAGAGACCUACCGGAAGGAGCCAGAGCUGCAGCGGGAGAUCCAGGGCAUCAUUGAGGCAGUGCUGCCGCAAGCUGGACCUUCAGGCCUCAGUUUCUUGCUGGUAAUUCCUCUGCAGAGGAUUACCAAAUACCCAUUGCUGCUGCAGAAAAUUCUGGAAAACACACUCCCUGAUGCCAGUGCCUACGCUGUCCUUCAGAGGGCUACCUCUGCCCUCCAAGAUGUGGUCACCAACAUCAAUGAGUACAAGAGGCGCAAAGAAGUGGCCUCCAAGUACACCAAGGUGGAGCCGCUGAGCCUCCGGGAGCGACUGGCUCGCAUCAAUACACACACCCUCUCCAAGAAGACCACCCGGCUAAGCCAGCUGCUGAAGCAGGAGGCGGGGCUCGUUCCCAGGACGGAAGACAAGGAAUUUGAUGACUUAGAAGAGAAGUUCCACUGGGUGUCGCUGUGUGUGACUGAGCUGAAGAGCAAUGUGGCUGCUUACCUGGAUAAUUUGGAGGCUUUCCUCCGCUUCCGGCCCCAGGACUACAAUCUGGAAAUCCCCGGGGGGCCUGUGGUACAGUACUGUUACCUGGCAAGAGACCUGCAGCUCCAGGCCUUCCCAGAGUUUAAGCAGCAACUGGAAGCCCAGGUGUGGCAGCCAUUGUGCAGCCUGGCCAAAGCCUUGGCAGGCCCUCAGAACCUGAUCAAGAAGCGUCUGGACAAAUUACUGGACUUUGAGAGGGUGGAAGAGAAGCUGUUGGAGGUGGGCAGCAUGACCUACGAGGAGGAGGCAGCGCGGCACACGUACCAGGCACUCAACUCCCUGCUAGUGGCUGAACUCCCACAGUUUAACCAGCUGGCCAUGCGGUGGCUCAGCCAGAUUCUGUGCGCAUUUGUGACUCUCCAGAGGGACCUUGCAAAGCAAGUGCUGCAGAGGGCAGAGGACAGCUUGGCCCAGCUCCCCCACCACCACCUGUCUGAGCCGGCCUUCAGGAAGCUGGUGGAGGAUGCACUAGGCCAGACCAGUCACCAGCUUCGCGCCUUUCAAGAGAACUUUGAAAAAGUGCUGCCACCUCCCACCACACAACCACUCCUUCCAGGGGCUGAACGCCAGGUGCAGGCGCUCCUGAGCAGGUAUGGCCCGGGAAAGCUGUACCAGGUGACCAGCAACAUCAGUGGGGCUGGGACUCUGGACCUGACCCUGCCACGGGGCCACAUCGUAGCCCUCCUUCAAAACAAGGACACCAAAGGCAACAGCAGCCGAUGGCUGGUGGACACUGGAGGACAUCGAGGGUACGUGCCAGCUGGAAAACUGGAGGUGUACCAUGUGAUCCCCAGUGAGGAGGAGCUCAGAGGGCAGGCGAGGCCUCACAAAGACUCCCAACAUCAGACACCAGAGCCCACCUCGGCCCCGGUCCCCUCUGUUCCAACUGUGACCCAGGUGGUGGCCGUGUACCCCUUUGUGGCCAGAAGCAGCCAUGAAGUGAGUCUGCAGGCAGGCCAGCAGGUGACUGUGCUGGAGGCCCAGGACAAGAAGGGGAACCCAGAAUGGAGCCUUGUUGAAGUAAAUGGACAGAGGGGCUACGUGCCUUCCAGCUUCCUUGCCAGGGCCCCAAGUCCAGCUCCGUGGGGCUGGAGUUUGCCUUCUUAGGGUGCCCUCCUUGAAGUCCAUGUUCCAGGAGGAUUGGAGGCUGUGACCCUGGGAAGGAAAAGAAGCAAAGAGAAGGUGGGGGUGAAUGAGGAGAUCAGGUCAGGGUGGGGUGAAGGGCACGGAGAAGGUAACCAGAAGAUGAGCCUUGCAGAACGCCUGGUGUGGGUGGGCACAAAAGGCCCCAACCAGGGCAGCUCAUUAUAUCUGCCUGGAGAGGGCGUUCCAACCUGAGUCACAGCACCCUGGAUGGCAGGUCCCAGCUGAUGCGCCAGGACUUGCUUGUGGCCAGUCUUACCUGUGCUCCUGCCCCAGCCUGUCCACGGGAGUGGGUCACCUAGAUGAGCAUUACCUGUGUGCUGUGUGGUUGCAUGGAGGGCCCCUAGAGAGUCCAGAACUGCCUGGCCUGACAGCUCACUUCCUUUCUGUGAUAUAGAGACACCAUAGCUGACCAGUCGGCUUUUAUUUCUCUAAAGUGGGAGCUGAAUUACCUUGGGCAGUGAACACACAGGAGCCCUCUCUAGCAGGGAACGAGGGCUUGUCAGGGCAGUGGAAAGGUUCCCAGGAGUCUUUUGGCUGGGCCUGGAAUGGGUGUGAGCAAGUCACGAUUCUGGAAUGUGUGUAGGCAAAUGCAGAGGCUGCUCCAGAGGAGAGGGUUUUUUGAGGGUGUGUUAGGUGGGGUGUGUGAAGUUGUACAGUUGAGGUGUGUGUUAGGUUGGCAGCAGUUGUACACUGCUGCCGUGUUCUCUGGACUAGGGGACAAAGGGCCAUGCAAAUCACAGAGGAAACUGUGAAGCAGGUAACUAAAGACCUGGUGGGUGGGUAAUGACUUAGUUUCCUAUUUCUGGAAGAAGGGGAGCCAGGGGAACCCCCAGUGGUUUCAGGAGGGUGCUGAGGGCCUGGAGGCUACAGUGGAGGUGAUGUCAGUUGGCUGUGGAACCUCAGACAUAGAGCACAACCUCGGUUUUCACAUCUAUUAAGACCUAACUCAGGCUUGUGAUGAGAAUGAGGAGAUGCCAAAGUUGUGGAAGCUCCUUGUGAAUCAUGAAGUGUGACAUAAAUGUAAAACUGCAGGUUGUGCAGGAAGUGGUCUCAGGAUGGCCCCAGGCAUCAACUGGCCACUCUCCAUGCCCAUGGCCAUGGCCAACAUUAAUAAUCAGUGUGCCAUCCUUUCCUUUAAGCCCAGGAUCCCUCCCAGUGCUGCAUUCUAGGUAACCAAACUUUUGAACUUGGUGAGAUCACAUUAAUUGUCAUCCCUUUCUAGAACCUAGAAAUUGAAGCCUCUCAAAAGAGUUCCUGUUCAAGGAAGACUGACUACCAGGGCAAAUUUGGGUGCAGCAGCUGUGGAUCAUCAUUUCUAAGUUGUUGCUUUGGGCACAGAUAAGUUGUAAGAUUCACAGGAGAGAGAAAAGGUGAUUCAGUGUACCUUUUAAAACAAAUGACAAAUUUCAGAACAAAUCCACAUUAGAUUAUGUGUAAAAACAGGUGGCAGUUUAGACUUAAUUCCAAGAAUACCUCUGUAUUAUAACUGUAGUGCCUAAAAUUGUUAGCUCUGGUUUUUGGAGAGCCUUUAAUAAGUUUAUACAUGUCCGUGUCAGACAGUCUGUAACUUACCUCCUCUGGGCUUGUGAAAGCAUGAAGGCUGCAUACAUAAUGCAAGAGAAACUCAGUCCCCACAACCUUUCACCCAGCACAAAAUUGACUCUAAGAUGCUCACAACUCAUUUUCCUUUCUCUUCCCUGCUCAGAUUUCUGAUGCAAACAAGUAGCACAGGAGAACAGGUAAUAAAAUAGGAAAUGCAGCUGUGGUAGAACCAGUGUGGUUCUACAGUACUUUUGAGAGCCUACUGUUGGCACUGGGGCAGCUUUCAACUAUGACUGAAGUGAGGUUCCCACUCAGAGAUGCUGAUGCAAUUUGUCUGGAGUGUGGCCCAGCCUCAGGAAAUCAGAGAGCUCCUCAAGUACUUCCAGUGUGUGGCCAGGGUUGGAGAUCUCUGCCCUGGACACACAGUGCUGGUCGAGAUAGACCUGGGGUCAGAAAUGGUCACAGGCUCUAACCUAGGAUGUGCCCCAUCUGAACUUUGUACUUGCUGAGAUGCUUUAAACAGGCAGCGUGAGAGGAGGUUUGAAACAGGACAGCCUGUUCUUUCAGGUCCUAGAAUGUAUAUUUAUUAAGUGCCAUUAAAAGGGACCUGAACAAAACUGGAUGUUCUUGUAGGCCGAAGGGAGAAAACUGAAAUAUACUUGGUAACCAAGUCUAUCUCACAAAAGGAAAAUAAAAAUGUGUUCAGUAACACAUGGGUUGUGGUUUUUCAUACCAGGGAAUGAGAUUAAAAGUCACUGAAGGGUAAGGAAAUGCAUAACUGAGAAUAUGGAGAAUGGCCUGAAUUUUCUCCAGAGGACUCGGUGUAAUGUGCCUUUCCCCUCCAGAUGCCUAGAACCAUUGCCCUGUCUUAUUUAUUUCAAUGCUGGGCCAUCACGUAUUAGACUCGCAAAGGUAUUUGCCUAUGACUAGAACACUUCCAAGAGUUGAAGACUGAUUCACGAAGGUGCCUCUUGCUCCCUGCAAUGAAGUUUAACCUUUUGGGCUCCAACCUAGCUUUAGACAUGGGGACCAGAUUACAAUAUCUCCGUGCUCAAAAAGAUGAGCAAAUUCUUGGUUAAUGUGCUGAGUUCUAGCUUGGUGAAUAACUGAUGUC